UGCGUGUGUUUGUGUGUAGCGCGCGUGAAAGAUAAACGAAAAGUGGAAAAAAGGCAAACUGCAUUAGCAAUUUACAUAUAUAAACAUUUACAUAAACACCGCGAACAAGUGUAAUAAGAUGCCUGCCGGCAUUGUUAAAACACCAAACACGACACGUGCAAAAGAUGCAAAUGCAACCAAAUCGGCAGACCGCAAUGGCAAUGACAACGGCAGCGGUGGCAAGAAAUUUGUGCAGACGCGUCUGCCAUUUAAGCUGAUAACGCCCGUGGCAAAGGCUGCCGCCGCCUCCCCAACGGCGACAGCAACCACAACUCCAACAGCAUCGGCGUCCAGUGUUGUGGAAGAGGAGCAGUUGGAGCGUGAGCCCCGCAAGCGCAAGCUGUCCUAUGACUGCGACGAGGAACCGGAGGCGGAGCAGCUGCGCCGCUCCAACAGCAAAGAGAAUCUGGGCGAGCUGGGCGUGUCAGGCAUUACGUCUAGCAAGAAACCCAAAACUGCAGAUCCAAUGCCCGAAGAAGUCAUUGAGGUGGAUGACGACGAUGAUGUUGACGACGACGACGAAGUCGGAGAUGUCGAAGAAGAAGCUGCUGAUGACCAUGUCAAGGAGAAAAAGGUGAAGGAGAAGAGCGCGGAGAGCGUCAGUCAGCCGGCGCCCAUUCAAAUCAAGCUGCCGCUGAGCAACAAACGCGGCAAGCGCCGCAAGUCCCUGAAGAAGUCGGAAAAGUCGGUAAAGACUCCGCCAGCCGCCGAGCCCAGCGACUCCAGCGAUGAUAUUGAGGUCAUUGCCAAUAGUCUUAAUCCGCAAAAGCGACCCAAGGUGAGUGUGGCCAAGUCCAAAGCAUCGCCAAAGAUCGCAGCCAAGAUCAAGAUGCCUGUCCAGACCAAAUUGAACGUGGAGGCCAAGUCGAAGCGAAAGGCCAAGACGAUUGUCAAGGCCAAGACUGAUCUGGAGUCCGAAACGACUGUGGAAUCCAAGGAAGAAGUGAAGUCCAAACCGGAUUCCCCGGCAAAGUCAGAUGUGAAGUCCACGUCCGAAACGGGGUCAAGUGCCAAAGGCGAAUCGAAGUCAGAUAAAGAAUCCAUCAUGGAUGUCGACUCGGAAGUGAUGCUCCUGGACAGCAGCGACAGCGACCUAAAGUCCGAAGAAAAUGCUAUCGCUGAGCAGUCCAGCACCGAUCUGGACAUGGACGUAGACAGCGACACGCUAAACAAAACGUCACAGGAAAAAGAGAGGAAGGAGGAGGAGGAUGAUGAUGAUGAUGAUGAUGAUGAUGAUGAUGAUGAUGAUGAUGAGGAGCACAAGUCAGCCGGUUCGAGCGCCAGCGCUGCUGCCCGUGUGCCAAAGAAGUCGGAGAAGCUGCAGAACUUGACGCCCAAGCAGCAGAAGCUAAUGGAGCAGCGACGCAAGGCGCGCGAAGAGAAGGAGCGCAAGCUGCAGGAGGAGCGUCGCCUCAAGCAGCUGGAGAAAGAGCAGCGCGAGCAGCAAAAGAAGGCGGAGCGCGACGUCAAGGAGGAGCAGCGACGCAAGGAGCGCGAGGACAAGGAGGAACUGAGGCGCAAAGAGCGUGAGGACAAAGAGGAACUGAAGCGCAAAGAGCGCGAGGAAAAGGAACGAAAGCGGCAGCUCGAGCACGAGGAGAAGCGCAAACGCAACGAGGCCAAGGAGGAGGUGCAGCGCAAAAAGGACGAGGAGCGUCGCCGCAAGGAACAGGAGAAGGAAGAAGCCGAACAGAAGAAGAAACGCGCCGCCGCAUCCUUCACUAAAUUCUUUGUGCCCAAACAGCCGAAACAAUCCAACGGUGGCACGCUGGAGCACGAGCAGAACAGCUGCGACAGCGGCCCCAGUCACAGCAGCAGCCAGCAGCUCGCGUUUCGUCCCUUUCAGGUCAAGGACGACAUGAUCCUGGCGCCUGUCAUACGCGCCACACUCGGCGCCGACACGCGCCAACAGCUAGACAGCCUGUUCCUCGUGCCCGAUGAUCAAGAUGAAGAGAAGGAGGAAGAGGAACUCAACAGUAGCAUUGGACGCGUCAAGCGUCCCACACGCGCCCAGCUCUAUCUGAGCCAACUGAGCCUGGGCAAGCACAAGCCGCUGGCCAGCAAACGUGAUGCCCGGCUGCAGAGAUGUGCCAAGGAAGAGGAGGAUGACGAUGAUGUCCAGGUGAUUGAUGAGCUGGCCAAUGCGGGCACGCCCAUUGUGGAGGAGCGGCCCAAGCAGCUGCCCUGGACGCGUGCCAAGUAUUUGCACUUUGCAGACAAUCGUCGUCCGCCCUACUACGGCACCUGGCGCAAGCGCAGCCAGCUGAUCAGUGCGCGCCGUCCACUGGGCCAGGAUAAGAAUCAUUUCGACUACGAGGUGGACUCCGAUUGCGAGUGGGAGGAGGAGGAGCCGGGCGAAUCGCUGAGCGCCAGCGAGGAUGAAAAGGAGCGCGAGUCUGAGGAGGAGUCUGAAGAGGAGUACAACGAAUGGUUUGUUCCCCAUGGCCAUCUCAGCGACGAGGAGAUGCAAAACGAUGGCGAGCUCGAGGAUGGCAACACACGUGAGGCGCAGAAAGCCAAGCUACAGGUGCUGCAACAGGAGUUUGCACAGGAAAUGAAGAAACAGACCAAGAAGAUCAAGCCACGCCUCCUGGGCCCCGUCUGGCUGGAUGAGAACGGCAACAAAUCGCAGCUGUGCCCGGCCGUCUUCAUACAGACCAUUGACAUGUACGGCUGCUGGCAGCUGCAGCCGCUCACGCUGGAGCCGCCACCAGAGUCCGUUCGCGAGGAAGAGCCGCCCGAGGAGGUCAAGGCCAAGCCAAGCACCAUGCAGUUGGACGAGCAGCUGCUGCAGCAACUGGUGCGUCUCAUACACGGCAACAGCAAUGCCAAGGCCUUCCUUAUCUCCGAGUAUCUGGAGUACUUGAAGACACAGAUUCCGCAGGAGUCGCAAACACUGCUGCCGCCCAAGACUCUGCUGCGCGAGAAGUUCGACGAGCUGGCCAGCUGGAAGCCCGUCGAGCUGGGCACUGGCACCGAAGCCAAGAAGUCGAAGAAGCCCAAAAAGCGCCUCUGCUGGGUGGUCAAUGCAGAAAUGCUACACAAGUUCAAGCUGGACGAGCUGACGCUGCAGAACCAAUGGAGCUACACGCUCACGCCCAAGAUCAGUAAGACGGACACAUCGUUGCGAGAGGCCACGCCGCCCACAGAGACAGCGGAGGCUUGCAGCACGCCCAAAUCCGAUGUUAGCAAGCGCGACGAGUCAGCGCUCAGCACGUCCACAGCAGGCACAAGCACAGGCACAGCCACAGCUGGCACAGCUUCACCCGCGGCGACAACCAAGAAACGUGGCACACUGCUCAUGUCUGUGCCGCGGGAUCAGCAGUUCCAUGCGCCCACCAAGAAUGCGCUCAUCAGCCAGUAUCUGCGCAAGCACAACGAGACGACCAGCAGGAAGAAGCCCUCACCGGCGCCAAUGUCCGACGAUGUUGUUCUGCUCUCCGACUAAACGGAGCUCGUCUCCUGUCCUUCUUUCUAAACAUUAAACAUAUCUAUCUUUGUCAGAUCCUUUACCUAGCAUCUAAAUUCGUCUAGCCUUAGUUUUUACUGUACUUGCCGUGCGAACUAUCCAAGUAACGCAAUAUCAAUUCACUUGGCUGGUUCUAUAAUCGUACGGAUGCGUUCUCCAGAAGGUACAUGGAUUUAAAUAUAGUUUUUUUUUUUCUCGAUAUAUAUAUAUGUAUUUCUACAACAAAUAAAUUUUGUUUAUUAUUUAUAUGCAAA
Molecule: messenger RNA, 3762 nt
Organism: Drosophila montana
Lineage: Eukaryota; Metazoa; Arthropoda; Insecta; Diptera; Drosophilidae
Gene: Caf1-180
Product: Chromatin assembly factor 1, p180 subunit
Exons: 3
Coding region: 119-3487 (1122 amino acids)
Biological process (GO): nucleosome assembly
Cellular component (GO): nucleus; CAF-1 complex
Source: RefSeq, a predicted model, not a curated record